CUUUAAUUAAGUUGAUCAUAACUGUAACUCAGCUGGGAUUUGCUGUCCGACUAGACAGGCCACUGUAAUUCAUGUAGUUAAAUCGUAAGUGGGUUUGCUCACCGCAGCCCUAAUCUCUCGCUACUAUUAAACGUGGAGCGACUAUACCGGAGAGCUCUCCACAUCGAGACCGGUCCUGCACGAUCCUAUAUUUUCGCUGCCUUUGUGCUGCAUCUGAUUCCAGUGUUUAGAAAAACUAAUUGCGGGAAAGUUUGAAGAUAGUUUAAAGAGCUUUUCCAAAACUUUAAACUUGCAUUUUCACGAUUUUUUAGCGUCCGUUCUGUUACGCGUCGGAUAUGUGGUGGAUGCUGUUUCCCCGAUGGAUUUGGUUUCUUCUUGGACAUUGUUAUACCAUACUCCUUUAUAUGGACAGCUGCCGUGUGAGAGCAAUGCCCAUGCCCAUGUCUGUGGGAAAAGUGGUUUACUCUCACGCAGGUCUUUGCCCGAAUGACCUGAACCCCAACCUGUGGGUGGAUGCUAUGAGCACCUGCAUGCGCGAGUGUGAAUCUGACCAGGACUGUGAGACAUUUGAGAAGUGCUGCCCUAAUGUAUGUGGUAACAAGAGCUGCGUGGCAUCACGCUAUAUAGACAUCAAGGGCAACAAGGGCCCCAUAGGAAUGCCAGAGGGCGCCACCUGCGACAAGUUCAUGUGCUCUCAGCAAGGGUCCGAGUGCGACAUCUGGGAUGGCCAGCCUGUUUGUAAGUGCCGGGAUCGCUGUGAGAGAGAACCCCACUUCACGUGUGCGUCUGAUGGCAUGACAUACUAUAACAAGUGCUACAUGGAUGCAGAGGCCUGUUCCAAGGGUAUCUCUAUCUCAGAGGUCACCUGCAGGUACCACCUGACCUGGCCAAACACCAGCCCAAACCCAGCAGAGACCACCUUACAUCCCACCACUGCCCUCCAGACCACCAUCCCAGCUGACAUCCAGCUCCCCACCAUACACAGCGGCCCCACCAAACAGGCUGUUUUUGUGGGUGAGACAGCGAGCUUCCUGUGUGAGGUCUCUGGGAAGCCACAUCCGUUAAUCACCUGGGAGAAACAACUGAAGGGAAAAGAGAACACCAUAAUGAAACCUAAUCAUGUCCGAGGGAACGUUGUGGUCACUAACAUUGGCCAGCUGGUCAUAUACAACGCGCAACUUCAGGAUGCUGGCAUCUAUACGUGUACAGCCAAAAAUGUGGGGGGAAGCGUAUCGUCACACUUUCCCUUGGUAGUGAUCAGGAAGGAGGCGAAAGGUCAGAAAGCAGCAGGGAAUAGUACCAACCUGCCAUUUCCAGCGGAAGAGUGUCUUAAGAGACCAGACACAGACGACUGUGGAGAAGAGAGCAUGAGCUGGUACUAUGAACCAAAGAGGAACAAUUGCUUCACCUUCACCUACAGUCAGUGCAAUAAAAACCGUAACCAUUUUGACGCCUAUGAAGUGUGCAUACUGUCAUGCGGAGCAGAGCUUUCAGCUCCCUGCAGCCUACCAAGCCUCCAAGGGCCUUGCAAGGCCUAUGAGCCCCGCUGGGCUUAUAACAGCGACCUCAAAAAUUGCCAGUCCUUCGUGUACGGAGGCUGCGGUGGCAACGAGAACAACUUUGAGUCUAAAGAGGCCUGUGAAGAGAUGUGUCCCUUUCCGAAGAACCACAACUGCAAGAUUUGUAAACCCCGAGCCAAGAUGGUCACCAGCUUCUGCAAGAGUGACUUUGUGAUCCUCGGGCGUGUGACUGAGCUGACAGAAGAGCAAGAGUCAGGCCACGCUUUGGUGACAGUGGUGGAGAUCUUGAAGGAUGAGAAGAUGGGUCUGAGGUUCUUUGGCAAAGAGCCCCUGGAGGUGACUCUCCUGAACAUGGACUGGAACUGCCCCUGCCCCAAUAUCACUACAGCCGACGGGCAGCUCAUCAUCAUGGGGGAUGUUCAAAACGGGAUGGCCGUCCUGCAGCCUGACAGCUUUGUAGGCUCCACCAGCACUCGUAGAAUCAAGAAACUUCGUGAGGUUAUCCACAAGAAAACUUGUGAUUUCAUUAAAGAUUUCACUGCUGUUCAGUAGAGUCUUUUAAGUCUCACACUCACUGAAAGCCAGUUGUGUUUUCUGAUUAUUCUAAGCUCCAGUGACCUCACCAGUCUGAUCAACUGCCAGUAAAUAUAAAACUUAUCUGUAAUGUUGGAGGUUUUGUUGCCUGUUUAAGAUGUUUUCUUUCCUUACUUUGUUACCUUUUGCUCAAUAGAUGAAUCACUCCUUGUAGUUUUUGCUUUUGUCACUGAUAAUUUUUGCCAGUUUUCAUUCAUGAUUUCCUAACAGAUGCUCUUUUUUAAAAUUAGAAUCAAGUUUAGACAGUUUUGAUGUCCGCACCUAGGGCACACUGUCUGGGAAAGGCAGGUAGAAGAGUAUUAGUCAUAAGCAUUUACCCUGUACAAAGUAUUUAAUCUUUGCAACCGUUAACUUAAACGGCAUUAUAGAUUUGCUCUCCAAAGUUAUCUUGAAUACACUAAUAUCAUUCAUUUAUGGGUAUGUUUUUAAUAUGACUGGUACGUUUGCUUUAUGUUUUUGUGGGUUAUCCCAAAAUGGACAUUGAGUAACAUCUGUCCGGAGCACUUGAGCUCACACUAAUGCAAUGCGAAGCCUCAGUUUAUUUACCAGAAUCAAAUAAGCUUUUUGGUUCCAUGUUUUGUGGAAUCAAUUUUUUCUAAGUUUUCAUUUACAAUACAGAAUAUGUAUAUGGACUUCUGUACCUAUUUAUUUUUCUUGAUCUAUUUCUUAUAG
Cottoperca gobio is the source of this 2786-nucleotide messenger RNA. Its product is annotated as WAP, Kazal, immunoglobulin, Kunitz and NTR domain-containing protein 2-like. Lineage: Eukaryota; Metazoa; Chordata; Actinopteri; Perciformes; Bovichtidae. Gene Ontology annotation, molecular function: serine-type endopeptidase inhibitor activity; receptor antagonist activity; transforming growth factor beta binding. Gene Ontology annotation, biological process: transforming growth factor beta receptor signaling pathway. The transcript is spliced from 3 exons. The record is from RefSeq and is a predicted model, not a curated record. Bases 336 to 2072 code for a protein of 578 amino acids. Gene Ontology annotation, cellular component: extracellular region.